UCAUCUCUCCGUAUCGUUACGGUUUUUGAUACGGAGAAUAUUUCUUUUGCAGAAAGCGAUUUGCGUUUAAUCCAAUGGGUGAAGAAGGCCAAGUUAUUGCAUGCCAUAAGCAGCCUGAAUGGGAGGCUCUCUUAGCCAAAGGCAAGGAAUCUGGAAAACUGAUUGUCGUGGAUUUUACUGCUUCCUGGUGCGGGCCAUGCCGUACAAUUGCUCCAUAUUUCUCCGAAUUGGCUAAGAAUCAUCCCGGUGUCAUUUUCCUGAAAGUGGACGUCGAUGAGUUGAAUACUGUUGCUAGCGAGUGGAAGAUUAAUGCAAUGCCGACAUUUGUUUUUGUGAAAGGAGGGGAAACAGUUCACAAGAUUGUUGGUGCUGAUAAAGGGGCGCUGUUGAAGAAAUUAGAAGAGCUUAAAACUCCAACAGCUGCUGCUACUUCUACUGCUUAGACAAGUCAACUUGGAGGAAUGUGUCCUCCUUAUUAUCAGUAUGGUUUAAUGUUGAUUCUGGUUUCGGAGUUUGUUCUUCUUGUGAAUUUCAUAACAUUGUGUUUAAGAUGUUUACUGUUCUUUGUUUCCCCUUAAAGAAGUUUGGAUAAUAUGUGCAAACUUUCAAAUAUAUGAUUCUCUGGUGCUUGUUAUAAAUAGAAGCUGCAGGUUUCAUCGUGGAAUAAAUGGGGCAGGAAUUUGUUGAACUCUGAAGUCGCCUGAAUUUGCACAUUUUAUCAGCAGUGUUCCGUAAGAACUUGAUAGUACUCUACAUACUGAUUUUUAUGCAGUUUGUUUAUUGUUUGCAGUACAGUAACUUUUGAGUAGGUAUCUGAAACUUAAAAAAAGAUGGGUGUUUCUAACCUUCGAUUUUGUGUUUGAUAGGGCUUGAAAUACUCAAUUUUGUGCCAUUAGUUUAUAAUGUUAAAAGUUUUUUUUUAACUUUAUGUCUAGUAAGCAUGUGAGGGGCUUUUGGUUUGUAGAGUUAAUAUGUUGGAAUUUGUAAGUUUAUGUUUGGAAUAUAGAAUUGUAAGAUAAAGUUCUUUAAUAAAUGUGAAAAGUAAAAGUAAAGAAAGAAGAGAAAGUGGAGUCAUUUGAUAAAUGUGAAUAGUGAAAAAGAAGAGAAAUGAAGUUACUAAGCUCCUGAAUGUCUUAGAAUAUUAUUGUAGAUUAAUUGAUCUAUUAGAUACAGAAUUGAUUGAAAGUUUAGUGACUUAGAAGUUGUUUGUGGGGCGUUGGUUGGUUAUUAUAAUUUAUUGUAGUUUGGGUUAUAAUAGUUAUGUUUCCGAUGAAGACUAUUUUAGUCGAAGUUACAAUCAUGUAUGUUUUUUUUGUGUGUUUUAGUCUGGGUUAUAAUCAUUUAUGUUUUUUUCGUGUUU
This is a messenger RNA of Benincasa hispida (wax gourd), 1360 nucleotides long. Its product is annotated as thioredoxin H-type-like. The record is from RefSeq and is a predicted model, not a curated record. Lineage: Eukaryota; Viridiplantae; Streptophyta; Magnoliopsida; Cucurbitales; Cucurbitaceae.